GUUACCUCUGCGAACAGUUUCCAGCCCUAGCUAAGCGCAUGAAAAUUCGCGCGAAAGGAAGCCAGAAACCUUAAAUCCUUUAUUAACAGUGUAAGUCGCAUCAUGGAACACCAAGAUAAGUCGGAGUUGCAGAAGCGGGAGGUGCGCUCAUUCUUGGUGGCUCGCGAACCCUCCAUCGACCGUCGCUUCCGCCCGCGACCCAACAAAAAGAUGCGUCUGUUUGAACACAUCCAGGAGUCCGAGGAGGAGAGCUUUUCCGAAGGCUCUGACACGGAAUCGGAGUACACGGCGAGUGGCAUCGAUACUGCAUCAACCGCCACGAGCAACGCCGAGACUACGAGCCUGGAGGCAGGGCCGCAAGUCUUUCUGCGUCUGCGCCCCGUCAGCGAAUCCUCAAAGGCGUACUCAAUCUCUGAUGAUGGGAAUGUGCUCAUCACCACCUACAAGGUGGACUCCACCAGCAACAAUGUGAACCGUAUGGAGAAGCACUUUGGCUUCACCUCCAUCUUCGAUAGCUAUGUGGACCAGCGCGACAUCUACGACAUUUGCGUGGGCCCCAGGAUCUGUGAGGAAGAGUGCGUGACCAUAAUGACCUACGGCACAUCCGGCUCUGGGAAAACCUAUACCCUGCUCGGCGAUGAUGUGAGCGCUGGCAUCAUUCCCCGUGCCUUGGAGAACAUUUUCACCAUCUGCAAGGACACGGUGUAUCACUCGCCCAAGUUGAAGCUGAUCAAUGGCUGCAUUGUCUUUCUGCAGGACGACGCCUCCCUCAAGGAGCUGCAAAUCCGCAAGAAGCUGCUGGAUCUAUGUCCUGACAUGGGCGCUCCUUAUCAGCGCCUAAGACAGAUGAUCAACGAAGAUCACACGUUCGAGACGAAGGCGAACAGCGAAGAGUCUGUCCUGAUUUGGGUGUCUUUUGUGGAAAUCUACAACGAACUGGUGCACGACCUUCUGGCCAUUCCACCGAAGCAGACAAAGAUGGCCGAGGGGCCGCGCAAGAACCUGAAGAUCGUGUGCAAUAAGGGUCAUGUGUUUGUCAAGGGGCUGACCAGUGUCUUCGUGAAAAGCAGCGAGGAAGCCUUGAAAUUGCUGCGAUUGGGCCAGCAGCGUUCCACAUACGCCGCCACCUCGGUCAACGCCAACUCCAGCCGAUCGCAUUGCGUCUUCACCGUAGACAUACUGAAAUAUAACCGAUCGGGCAUCACCACACAGAGCUCGUACAAGUUUUGCGACUUGGCGGGCUCCGAGCGGGUAAACAACACUGGCACCACUGGCCUGCGGCUCAAGGAGGCCAAGAAUAUCAACACCUCACUGAUGGUCCUGGGCCGUUGCCUGGAUGCGGCCAGCACGGCCCAGAAGAAGAAGAACGCCGAUGUCAUACCGUAUCGGGACUCCAAGCUAACGAUGCUGCUGCAGUCGGCGCUGGUGGGCAAGGAGAAGUUGGCCAUGAUCGUCACGGUCACUCCUGUGGAUAAAUACUACGAGGAGAACCUGAAUGUCCUAAACUUUGCCUCGAUUGCCAAGAAUAUUGUGUUCAAGGAGCCUGUGAUCAAGCAGCAUCGGAUUAGCUAUGCUGGCUUCAUGGAGUUCUCGAAAAUGGCAGCUGAUGAGGGAGGUAACGAGUACACCAAGGAGCUGGAGGAUGAGGUUGUUUACCUGCGGCUGGAGGUUGAGCGCCUCAAGCACGAUCAUGUGCUGCAAAUGCAGUUGCUGGAAGAGAAGCUGCGCAAGGAGCUUUCGGAAACUUACCAGGAGAUAAUUAAAAACAACAGGAAACAGGCCGAGGAUGAGUGCGAGAAGAAGCUGCUGAUUGCAGGAAGGGAAGCAGACUUUAAGCUCUCUGCCCAAAAGCGUCACUACGAGGAGGAAAUCGAAGACCUCAGGGAUGAGAUUGAGGAACUAAGAAAUCCCAACAGUGGCAGGGAGAGUGGGGAUGACGACCCCGAGGAGUCGGGGUCACCCAUAGAGAUCAUCGAUGACGAUGAGUAGUUUACAUCUUUUUUAAAUUUUAAUCGUUAAAGUUAUGUGUUUUAAUUUGCUUCAUAAUUGUUAAAAAGUGCAUGGAAUUCUCGAAUAAAUGUGUGAAUUUGAAA
This is a messenger RNA of Drosophila kikkawai, 2093 nucleotides long. It is a transcript of the gene sub, whose product is annotated as subito. Lineage: Eukaryota; Metazoa; Arthropoda; Insecta; Diptera; Drosophilidae. The record is from RefSeq and is a predicted model, not a curated record. Gene Ontology annotation, cellular component: kinesin complex; nucleus; microtubule. Gene Ontology annotation, biological process: microtubule-based movement. Gene Ontology annotation, molecular function: ATP hydrolysis activity; microtubule binding; ATP binding.